Molecule: messenger RNA, 5957 nt
Organism: Esox lucius (northern pike)
Lineage: Eukaryota; Metazoa; Chordata; Actinopteri; Esociformes; Esocidae
Gene: synm
Product: synemin, intermediate filament protein
Exons: 4
Coding region: 120-3191 (1023 amino acids)
Biological process (GO): intermediate filament cytoskeleton organization; fast-twitch skeletal muscle fiber contraction
Cellular component (GO): intermediate filament; sarcolemma; costamere
Molecular function (GO): structural constituent of cytoskeleton; intermediate filament binding; vinculin binding
Source: RefSeq, a predicted model, not a curated record
CAAGCCUUCAUUAUUACACAGUUGCAUCACUGCUCUGUUCACCCACGUAUGAACAAAUAGGGCUUGAACAUUAUUUACUAAAAUAAAAAGAAGCAAAGGAGUAACUUAUCGAUAACACAAUGUUACAAUUCAGGAGAAGCUUUGAAGCCGAAAAAUAUCAAUUACAAGAGCUCAACAACCGCCUGGGCCAAUACCUAUCCAGAACAAAGCAGUUGGAGCAUGAAAAUUCGAUCCUCAUAUCUGAAAUAAAUAAGAUAAGACAAGAAAAAGCAGUAGAAUGGAACAGCAAAUAUAUGAACGACAUGCGGGAUUUGAGAAGGAUGGUUGGACAACUAUCCUUUGAAAAGUCCCGAGCUGAGAUGGAACGAGAAAAGCUUUGGCAAGAGUUUCAGAUGUUGCAGUCGAUGUGUUGUGAGGAGCAGGUAAUAUGCAAAGACAUAGGUGGAGAACUAAAAGGCAGUGAAAAGGAGCUUCAUAAAGCGCAACAGACCAAUAGGGCGCUUGAAGAACGUCUGUUCCAGCUUGAGAAUGAGUACAAACGUAUUGAGGAUUCGCACAGACAAGAAAUUACCAAUCUCCGAAACCAGGCUUAUUCUCGACCUAUUUUUACCCAAAGGUACCAUGGCCCUCCGGCGGUUUCGAUGGAAGACAUACAAGAGUGCGCCCUUAGCCUGUCGGAAGGAUGGAUGGACACGUUCGAGAUGUAUCGGAGGAAGGUCGAAGAUAUGGAGGAAUCCAUCAAAGCGGACCAAAUGAGGUUGGAUGAUAUCCAACGGGAAAAGAUGCAUUAUGUCUCUGAGCUUGACCAAUUACGGCAAGAGGCUGAAAAACAAGCUCAGAUUCAAAUAAACCUAGAGGAACAGCUCAUACACAUGCAGGAUAACUUCCAUUGCGACAUUACACAGUAUCAGGUGAUAAUUGAGGAGUUGGAGCGAGAGCGAGAAAUGUUGGCCAACAAUAUGGCAGAGAAGGUCAGAGACCACCAGGAGCUACUGCAGGUCAAGAUGGACCUGGGCAUGGAAGUUGCUUACUACAGGGCGCUUAUUGAAGGAGAGCACCAACAUCAUCGUCAGUCAAGAGAAAGAGUCAUAGAUAUUACAAUUCCUCCACAAUGCUACAAUCCAAGAGUUUCCAUGUCAACCAGACAGGAUAAAAGAAAACAUCUGGAUGUGAAAUACAUGGAGCCUACCUCAAACUUGAGAAGACCACCUGUACCACCUCAAUAUGGUCCCACCAGUCCUUCCAGAGUCAUCCCUAUCUCAGUUACAGGCAGCAGCUACAACAGGAAUCAGAGUCCAGCCGCCAGGAGGGACAUGGUUUCAUUCACAAAAUCCCAGUCUGUAUCUUCCAGCUCCUCAUCCAUUAACAUUAAACCUGUGUCUGGAAGUUCAGACCAAACAAAUCUAGAUUCUGAAAGAAAAGUUGUGGAGGAGAGGAGUGUGAGAAUCAAAGAGCUGUCACAGCACUCAACUAAAGAUUCUCUUGACCGUCCUCGAGGCGCAGCCAAAAUAUCAAGCCACAUUUCCUCACCCACUGCUGACAUUAAAACAGUGAAAAUAGUGUCACCACCAAUGAUGAGUCUCAGCAAAAACACAGAAGAGGCAGAAGAGAGCACACAGAAAACAGAGAAGCAGGUUGAAGUAGAAGGGAAAGGAGAUGUAUUUCAUAUUCAGAAUGUCAAGAUGCACGGCAAAGAGGGCAGCCCUAUAGGCACCACGGCAAGUGAUAAGAUGGUCUUAGACUCCUUAUCUAUGGAGGAACUAAUGGAGGUCAUGAAACCUGUUGGUUUGGACCGGAAGGUCUACAGCUCAUCUCCAGAUGCCAAGGUCACUUACCACGUUGAGAAAACGGAACAGGAGGAUGGGUCAACAAAGACACAAAUAAUUCUGGAGUCCAAGGUGGAGGAAGAGCUGGAUAUGUCAGAAGACUCUGCAUUGGAGGAACUAAUGAGUAAGGGAGUGAAACACAUGACACUGGAGGAUAUAAAGGGCACUGCAACAGGAAACAUGAUUGAGAACCUACUCAGUCUUGGAUUGCAUGGAGAUGAGGACAUACAAAACAAAUCUGUCAAUGUGGAGAUCAUUGAGGAGCCUGUGGAGGGAUACAGCGAUGAGGAGAUUGAGUUUGUGAAGUCAGAGGCCAAGUUUUCCCAGCCUUCUUCAAUGUACUUCCAGAUUGAGGAACUGGAGAAUGACCCACCUGACAGCAAAUACCAUGAGGGCAGUGCUGAAGUAAUGAAAACCUCUGUAACAACGGCAUACUAUGGCAGGAAUGAUGGGUCUGUGAAGGUCCAGGAAGAUUCAAGAGAUAAUGAAUCUCCAUACUACAGGCACCACCAAGAGUUGCAAGAGUAUUUUGUCUCCACACCUGAUGAAAAUCUGUCAGAGCCAGAGGAGAGUGGUGGUAUUGCGUCAUAUGGACAUUAUGGAGUGGUGGAUGACCUUUCCGAUGAAAGGUACUAUCAAGAUGGCGGUCUAUCAAAGGACAAAAUGUUUGGGGAGGCAGGUGACAGACCUGCAUCAGAAAGCCAGUACCUGAAGGGUGACCAUUCCUUGGCCCAAGAGAGUUUCCCAGAAAGCAUAAUUGAAGAGGAAAACAUCCAUAUAGUGACCGUCUCCCCAACAGUGCAGGAGUCAGUGCUUGGAUACCUGAGCAAGGCAGCUGCUGACACCAAAGAGCAGCAGGGGCCAACCCUAGAGCAGCUUCAAAGCACAGUGUCAGAGAACCUGAAAGAAGAAGAGUCGGCCCUCUUCACAAGAGGCAGCAGUGACCAUCCUCAGAACUUGUCUGUGGACAUCAAGAAAGUACAUCUGUCCUCAGACAAUGGAACAACGACUGUCAUGGCACAGCUCAAGAGCACAACUACUCUGGAGGACUCUGGGCUGCUGUGGGCGCAGGGGGAGGAUGUAUCCAAGGAGCAGUCCAUGACGGCUUUACACUUUUGCAACCCUGAGGUUGGAGCAGAGGGAGGAUACAACUUGGGGACAAAUGAGAUGCGCUGGGUGACUGACAGAAAGGACCUAGGAGAAGAGUCAGUGACAGAAGUCACUGAGACGCACAUCAAAUUAGGGCCAUCAGAGAAGAUCACCUUCCAGAUGGAUGUGAAUAAUGGCCAAGAACAGGACCCCCCACUCAUUCAUGAGAAAAGAAUUGCCACUGUCUAUCUUGACUCUGACCAAAAUAUGUUCUGAUUUCAAAUGAAAUCUUUAACUGCCCAAUGUUCCAAAUUUAAAAAACAAGUAAUUACUAAUUGUUAGGUUUUUUUUGACAUAUCAACACAUUUUUCUUAGUGUUGGUAUGGGUGGCCAGGCCAUUGUUUUCCUAGAUCACUGUUUUAGUUUAAGGUGAGACUUUUGAAGUGUCCUUUCUCCAAUUCAUGCUUUAGCCACAAAUAUGAAUGGAGUCACCAACAUUAUUUGGGUAUGAUUUAAACAGAAUAUAACUGUUUAUAGUUAGCUUUUGUAUGGGCAGUUACAAUACUCCCCUACUAAUCAGUGGCAAAAACCUAAGGUGACGCAAUUUGUUGGGAUUCAUGAAUUGCUAUAUCAACAAUCAUGAGAGAACACGUUAUAACCACCAGUAUAAAAAAAAAUAUAUAGACGUUUGUAAAUUCACAACUCUUCCUGCUUGUCUUUGAGACUGUUAUAAUUUCCUAUUAUAUUUUCUUUUGGUACUAACAAGUUGUAAUACCAUGACUUGUACACAGCUUUCUCCAUUGUUAUGGUAAUGUUACGGUCUUAAACAUUUUCAUUAUGUACGUAGAAAUAAAGUAGCAUUACAUCUAUUAUUUUCUUUGAUACUAUUUGUUACCACAUUGAAGAACUGGUGAUUUGUAGCUGAGGGACAACCUAUGGUUAAUAAAUGGAACCCUCCAAUACAGUAGUAGUGAUGGAUGAAUUAGAAUGUGUUUAGGACAGCACGUACAAGUAAGUGAUCCAUGUCUUGUCAAAUUAAACAUACUCUAUUAAUAAUUUCAACAGGAAAUAUUAAAAAAUAUAUAUCAACUGCAACUUGUAAAAUCUGAUGAGUUGUCUAGUUUUGAAAAUGGUCAAAUGUGGAAUUCUGUAUUUCUCUACAUUUGAUGUUACUCAUAGGUUACAGUAUGGUACCCUUAGAAGUGCUUUAUGAUGCGUCCUUCCAUGUCUCUCAAAACCAUUCUUUAAUCAAACAAUUUAAGAGGGGUGAGAAGUAACCUGGACAAAUUUUAUUUGACUGAAGAGUUUUUCACUACUUGUAGAUUCAGUAGCUAUGGGACGCUCUUAGGUCCUCCUAGCCCCCAGGUGCUAAUUGAAGUGCAAAAAACAAUCAAAAUAUGCAAAUAGACAGACAGACAGACUGUAAACAAGGUGGAGUGAACUUGAGAGAUUAAGACAGAACUCGAAAAGAAUGAGGAAAAUAAGCAGACGGUUUGUGUCUGAGAUUAAAUCUGUACAUCCAUUUUCAGUGAAGCAUAGGGAAAAUCUAACACAGUUGUCCAUUGGUUUGGUGAUUUAUUGAUUUUGUGUCUUUACAUCCUGGAGUUAAUAUUUGGUGGCGGUAUCUUUGGUACUUGUGAAUCUUAAUGUGAAAUGAAUACAAUGCUGUUGAUCUCUUUCUCAUUAUAUUAAUCUGUUGACAUGUUAUUGGUAUGCCUGUCAUCAACAGGCACUAAGGCACUAACUUAUUUUUAUUAAAACUAAAUAGAGGGAAGGAAAAGGAAAUGAGCAAAGCCCUUGUAAAAAGAUUUAGGACAACCUACCUAACCCUGGGAUGGAAUUAAAUGUAUUUUCCAACUUAUCAGAAAACACCAGAAUGACUUUCCAGGACAUCUUUUGCUGCCAUUAACUCCCAAACAAAUUGACUGAGCGUUUUUAACAAAGGUCAGUGGUGCAAGAAUAUUAUUUCCCAUUGAUUCACAGGUAUAAUGGUUGUGUGUACAUGAAGUGCACCUUCACCAAGGAAUUCUGGAGCGUAAAGACAUACAAUAAAUAUAUAAUAAUUUUGUAUUUCCUAGUCAUUUUUAAAAUGUUUAGUAACAUUUUAUUCACUUGUGGUGAGGGUUGCUGAUAUCCGGAGUGGAAAAAAUAUAAUCCCUUUUUGGAUUUACUUUUUAGGUAGCAAAAUGAUAAUACUGCACGUGAUGUGUAGACUUUUAGUAGUGGCUGUAUGAAUUCCUUGGCUUGAGGCCAUGUGUUCACACAACUGGGUUGAGCCAGUGUCAGAAUUCACUUUGGCUCAUAGGUAAGUUAUGUGUAUACCACCGUGGCUAUUUUAGGACCAGAUCACCAGUUUAGUACUUAGCACUGCUUGCUAAGUGUGGUGUGUUGCUGUGGAAGUGGAAGUUGCUGUGUUACAGUGUGCGUUUGUGUGAAAGUACCUUCAAUAUCUCUUCACUCACGAGCCCCUUUCGGUCUUCCUUAAUAAGCUGCUUUAGAGUUCUCCUAUGCAACAGUGUAGAAACACCUUCACAUUGUGCUUAAGUAGCACAGAGUUGUUAUCACAGAGCAUAAGUGUGAAAAUUCAAUGUAUUAGUUUGACUAAUAUUACUGUGACAAACCUGAAUGCAAAUUACCAAAUAGUACACUUAAGUUCAAAGAUGUUGACAUUAUUUUCUUUGCACUCAAGUGCCCAGAUAUAUUUGAAAACAGAUUUUGCCUUUAAAUUUCCUUAGUUUGAUCAUGAAACUUUAGGUUAAAUAACUUGUCAACGAGGCAAUUUAUUUGAAACAUUACAUUGUAUGUAAUAUUACAUCUCUUAUCUAUCCAAUACGCUGUUGUUAAAGGCAUUGCCCAUUGUUAUUAUACCUCACCUUUGAAUGUUUCAAAAGGUGUGUGCUACCCUCAUGACUCUUGGUGUAAUUCACAUUUAAGUAUAAAGAUAACAUUAAUUAUGCUAAUUUCACCAACUGAAUGUAUGCUUUCAACCAUCAUUUGGACACCAGUUCAUAGUGCAAAAAACUAUUAAAUUACUAGAGUGUA